Molecule: messenger RNA, 2457 nt
Organism: Poeciliopsis prolifica (blackstripe livebearer)
Lineage: Eukaryota; Metazoa; Chordata; Actinopteri; Cyprinodontiformes; Poeciliidae
Product: taste receptor type 1 member 1-like
Biological process (GO): G protein-coupled receptor signaling pathway
Cellular component (GO): membrane
Molecular function (GO): G protein-coupled receptor activity
Source: RefSeq, a predicted model, not a curated record
AUGUGUACUGAACAAGUUCUUGCCAUUUUGUGUCUACUGGGAGGAUUUUUGCAUAACUUAAACGAGUCUGUUGAAAACUCAGAGUUUAGGUUGGAAGGAGAUUAUUUGAUUGGGGGACUUUUUGAUAUUCAUCUUGGCAGCAAAGCUCUGAAUCGUGAAAGACCAGAAACUAUCACCUGCUCAAGCCACCCGUUUAUUCUAACAAGUUAUCGAAGACUGCAGAUCAUGAGAUUCUCCAUUGAGCAAAUCAAUAACGCCACCAACCUGCUACCAGGUGUAACGCUUGGCUAUGAAAUUUUGGACCACUGCUCAGACACAACAAAUUUUCCAGGCAUUUUUAAACUCAUCUCUGUUGACGGCAUCGUCCAACCUUGGGACCAGUCAAAUGCGAACGUCUCUAAAGUCAUUGCAGUAGUCGGAACUUAUACGAGCACAGAAACACUGACUGUGGCGCCGCUCUUCAUGACGAAUCUGAUUCCUAUGGUCACCUAUGCAGCUGCUAGUUCUGUCUUAUCGGAAAAAGAAUUUUUUCCUUCUUUUUUGCGGACAGUCCACCCCAAUAAACAUAUCAUAGAAGUUUUCUUUCACAUUUUGCAAAAGUUCAACUGGCGCUGGGUUUCGUUCCUGUACACUGAUGGUGAUUAUGGAAAGGAUGGCUUGGACUUGUUUCAAAAUAUGAUCAAAGAUACAGAGAUCUGCCUGGGAUACACCAAAGGCCUUGAUGAAAACACAGACUAUCCUCCAAUGUUUCAGCAACUAGAGGCACAGAGAGUAAAUGCAAUCAUCGCUUUCACAUUGGAAUGGACGGCUAAAGAUCUCAUUAAAGCAGCCAUAAAACAUAAUUUCACCAACAAAGUGUGGAUCGCGGGGGAUGGGUGGUCUUUACACCAAAAGCUGCCAAGGGAAAAAGGAAUCAGAAAGAUUGGAACCAUAAUUGGAGUUGCUGAGCCAGUAAUUACAAUACGAGGUUUCAGUGAUUUCAUCCACUCUUCAAAAACCCUGUGUCAGACUGAAAACCCAAAGCAAGAAAGAUUUUGUAAUCAGAUUUCAAACUGCAACAACCUAACUGCUGAAGAUGUCAUUAAUGCGGAUCCGUCAUUCUCCUUCUCUGUUUAUGCUGCUGUAUAUUCCAUAGCCAAUGCUUUACAUGCUGUCUUGCAAUGUGGUGACGGCAGGUGUAACAGAGCAAUACCUGUGAAACCACACAUGGUUCUGGCCGCAUUGAGAAAGUCCAACUUUACUCUAUUAAAUCAGAGAAUUCAGUUUGACAAUAAUGGUGACCCCAAGUUUGGAUCAUAUUCAAUAUUUUAUUGGAAUGAGAUCGGAGAGACAGAGGAAGUUGGCGUUUACCAUUUCGAAUCAUUUUUUCACAUUAACAAAACUAAGAUCCAGUGGCAUGGAAAUGGAAAGGUUCCUUCUUCAUUUUGUUCCAAAGAAUGUCCAGCAGGAUUUUAUAAAAAACAAGAAGGAAUCUACAAAUGCUGUUUCAAUUGCACAAUCUGUCCAAGAGGAACUUAUAUCAACACUACAGAGGAUCCCUACCAUUGCGUCAGCUGUAAGGAGACGGAGUGGUCUGACCCAGGAAGUACUCUGUGCAAUCUGCGGCUGGUGGAGUACGUGCCGAUCACAGACAGUGGUGCCGUAAUGAUCGUGAUAGGAACCUGCACCUUAAUGGCCCUCACAGUUGCUAUAUCUGCUCUCUUUGCCUUCAACUACAACACUCCUGUUGUCAGAUCUGCUGGCGGACCGAUGUGCUUCCUGAUUUUAGACUGCCUCAGUUUGUGCAGUCUCAGUGUUUUCUUUUACUUCGACAAACCCACGAUCGCAUCGUGUGUGUUAAGGUUUUUACCGUUCCUGUUGUUCUUCACUGUUUGUCUGGCAUGUUUUGUUGUGUGCUCUUUUCAGAUUGUUUGUAUUUUCAAAAUUGCGGCUCAAUUCCCCAACCUCCUCAGCUGGUGGAAGAAAUACCACGGACAGUGGUUGGUCAUCAGUGUGGCCUUUGUCACACAGGCUGUUCUACUUUUAAUCAGUUAUUCCAUGACCCCUCCCAUACCUUACAGUGAUCUUGAUAUAUUUGUCAAAACCAUUCUAGGUUGUGACAUUGAUAUAAAAUCAAUGUCAGCCCCUGUGAUUUUUCUGUCGACAUUAUGCAGCCUGUGUUUCAUUUUUUCCUACAUGGGAAAAGACCUGCCAAAGAAUUACAAUGAAGCCAAAUCCAUAACCUUCUGCCUGAUGCUGCUGAUCCUCACCUGGAUCAUCUUUGCCACUUCAAGCAUGCUCUACCGGGGGAAGUAUGUCUCAUCAUUUAACGCGUUGGCAGUACUGUCCAGUCUUUAUUCUUUUAUGAUGUGGUAUUUCUUUCCAAAAUGUUACAUUAUUAUGUUUCAUCCCAACAAAAACACACAACAGCAUUUCCAAGGUCUGAUUCAAAAUUAUACCACAACAAUUAGUCAGUAG